Molecule: messenger RNA, 1767 nt
Organism: Maudiozyma saulgeensis
Lineage: Eukaryota; Fungi; Ascomycota; Saccharomycetes; Saccharomycetales; Saccharomycetaceae
Source: the annotation of a GenBank genome assembly
AUGGAUACACUUUCCACUGAGACUGUCCCAAAAUGGGUGACCUAUUCUGCAGUGAACUCGAUUCUUUGUAUCCUGGGUGCAUUUUGUGUGCCUUUAAUAUCCAUUUUAUCUGGCCGAGAUUCAAACUCUAGUCACAAUACUAGAUUGGUUAACUAUGGUCUUUCGUUGAGUGCAGGGUCCAUGGUGACCACUGCAUUAUAUAAGAUGUUACCUGUAAUUAAUCAUGAAAAUAGAUUCGAAGUAUUCUUUGGAGUAUUAGCUGGUAUCUCUCUUUCAUUAUUUUUAAACUAUAUUGUACAUUCUUUUGCCAGUCAAUCAUUGAUUCAUUGUGCUCACGGUGAAGAUGACGAUGGAGAACAUAAUGAACAUCACCAUAACCACCAUAAUGACGAUAUUAUUGUACAUGGCGUUUCAUCGUAUGGUUCCAUGAAUAAUAAAUCACAAAAUAAUGCUCGUUCUAAUUCAAUUCAACAUUCUUCAAAAACAAUACCGAGUAUUUCAUCCUCCACACAUCAAGACACUUUAAACCGUAGAACAAGUAUCAUCGAUUUGAUAAAUAAAGCUAACCCUUUGAGUAAAACAGACUCCAUUACUGUUUGUACUCCUUUAUUGAAAGCUGAUAAAGGAACUUGUGUUGGCCAAAUAUCUCAAGCUAGCUCAAGAAAAUCAGAUCAUGUUGAAUCCAAUGGAACUGAUCAAAAUAAAUGUUUUUCUAAUAAUGGAGCUAAGAGCACAAAAUCACAAGUGAUAUCUACUAAUAUAGAUAACAUUCAAGAAGAAGAAACAAAUAAUGAUAACUAUAGCGAUAAUAAUAAUGAGGAUGAACAACUACAGAAUAUAGGACCUGGUAAUGAAAGUUAUGCUCCAACAGAUGACGAAAGUUUCUACCCUGUACAGUGUAAAAUGGCUUGUAUGGAAAACACAAUAGGAUAUGAUUUAGAGAAUUUGUCAGUAUAUCGUAAAAAUUACUUCUCUGGUAAUGAUAAGAUUUCAAUCCAUGAUAACAGUUCGACUUCGUCAAAUACGUCCUCUACACAUGUUCCUGAAUAUUCUAACGAUAUACAUUCUGAUCAUCACUCUCAUAGGUCGUCACGUUCUCACGUACAUUCUCACCACCAUCAUAAUCAUGUUCAUGGUUUAGAACAUGAUCUUACAAUCUCGUCUAGUGUCACACCACAUUCAAUAGCAUCGAUACCAUUCCAUUACCAUCAUGUUGAAACACCAUUCUCCAAACUAUUAUCUAUCGGUAUGCAAACAUGUCUUGUUCUGACACUUCACAAAUUUCCAGAAGGUUUUAUUAUCUUUUACACAAAUAAGUCUAACAAUGACUCUAAGACAAUCGGAUUCUCAAUCUUCUUAAGUCUUGCCAUCCAUAAUUUCGUUGAAGGGUUUGCAAUGACUUUACCUUUUUACUCAAUCUUUGAAAACAAAUGGCUAUCAAUUUUGAUUACCACAGUAUUAGGCGGUGGUUCGCAACCAUUAGGUGCCUUAAUUGGUUACUUAAUAUUUAAGAAUAAGAAUAAAAAUAAUCCCAAUUCAGGUGAUAACGAACCAAAUAUGGAUCUAUUACUAAGUAUCACAUCUGGGUUCUUACUGGUUAUUGCAUUACAAAUGUUCCAAACUGGUAUUGGUUUUAGUGAUGGUCAUCACCAUCAUGAAGAUGAUGAUUCCGUAGAAAUUCGUCAAAACCACAGUUUGGGUACCACUUGUUUGAAAUGGUGCUGUGCUGGUGUUUUACUGAUCCUUGCAAGCUCAAUUUUCGUAUAA